CUCCGAAGCGAAUUACGCGCUAACCGCGGCCUUUGGCAGCCUCAAAUCAUGGCUUCGUGGCUCACACGCAUGCUGCAAGAGACUGGGUUCGAAAGCGAGAGCCAGGACGGUACCAGUAUCGCACACACAGAGUUGCCGAAUGCCACUGCAGCGGUGGCAGAGCCCGCCAGACCCGUAGCGGUGGCUGAAUUCACGCCCGCACCAGUCCACGACCGCCGCCGCCGCCGACGAAGACGCGAUGAGCAGGGAACGAGACGCCGCGACGAGACGGGCCGGCGCCGCGACCGCGACCGCCGCCGCCAGGAAGAGGACGACGCCGCGCUCGCACGGCGCCUCGCGGCCGAGGACGCGCAAGCACCACUGCCUACUGAGGACGCGCAAACGGAGCCGGUCGUGGACGACGCCGACCGCGACACCGUCGCCUGCCGCGCCUGCGGUCAAAGGCUCGCGGCCUCGGUGGACGCGAUCGAGGCUCAUAGCCUCCACUGUGCGGCGGAGACGUCGGAGGCCUGGGCCCACGCGGCGAGUCGGUGCAGGGACGACCCGGAAGGCUUGGUCGGUGCUGCGGUCGAGGUGCGCGGUCGAGGUAAAGGCGUCGUCGCCGCGGUCGUCCGCAAGCCCGGCUCGAAGUUAGCGAUAAAGCUGGCCAAGGACGCGCCACCGCCCUGGGCGCUCCCGAAAUUCGACGUGCGCUUCGCGACGGGGACCCAACAGUUGGAUCUCGCGCGGACGCCCUUCCGCCUCCUCGACGCUACGGAAGCCGAGGCGCUCUCGUCGGCGCGCGCGGACAGGCUUGAGCGCGAGCUAGUCGAGGCGCGACGCCAAGCUGAACAGCACGCCCGCCAGGCGGCGCGCGCCGAGGCGGCGCUCGCACGCGCGCGCAUUAAUGAAGACGACGCGCGCCUCUGCGCUGUGUGCUUGGACGCGCCCAAGGACGCCGCGUUGGUCCCGUGCGGUCACCGUACUUGUAGGUCCUGCGCAAAAACGCUCCGGCGGCGCAAGCUCCCGUGCCCGAGCUGCCGCCAGCCCAUCGACGGGACCAUAAAAGUGUACUAGUUUGUGUGGUUUAGUA
This is a messenger RNA of Pelagomonas calceolata, 1072 nucleotides long. Lineage: Eukaryota; Pelagophyceae; Pelagomonadales; Pelagomonadaceae. The record is from the annotation of a GenBank genome assembly.